This is a messenger RNA of Neofelis nebulosa (Clouded leopard), 21344 nucleotides long. It is a transcript of the gene PTGDR, whose product is annotated as prostaglandin D2 receptor. The transcript is spliced from 2 exons. NCBI's taxonomy places the organism in Eukaryota, Metazoa, Chordata, Mammalia, Carnivora, Felidae. Gene Ontology annotation, cellular component: plasma membrane. The coding region runs from base 27 to 1436 and encodes 469 amino acids. Gene Ontology annotation, molecular function: prostaglandin D receptor activity. Gene Ontology annotation, biological process: positive regulation of cytosolic calcium ion concentration; inflammatory response; G protein-coupled receptor signaling pathway. The record is from RefSeq and is a predicted model, not a curated record.
CGCCUCGUCGGAAAGACCGGCCUUGGAUGCUAGGACUUCUUUCUUUCCACUCUGGGCUUGCCUCUCCUCAGGACAUCAGGGCAGCCACCUCUGCGCGGCUGCUGCGGGUUCCACAAUGCCCGCGCGGGGUGCGCACGCGGCGGCGCGUCCCGCCCCGAGGGGCGGGGUGUGACCAGAGAGUUUACAUAGGAGGUGCCGGCAGUAGGGAACACCCCUCCACCCGCGGAGCUUCCUCUGCAGCGCAGCCUGUUGGUCUGGGCCGCGCGCGCGCGCGCGCGCGGAGCCGCCGGGGGUUCCCGCCCGCGGACACCUGGGCCCUGGCUCUGCCGCAGCCCCGCCUGACCGCCGCGCCACCAGCCAUGCGGCAGCCGCUCUACCGCUGCUACAACAUCACCUCCGUGGAGAAGGGCUACUCGGCGACCAUGGGCGGGGUGCUUUUCAGCGCGGGCCUCCUGGGCAACCUGCUGGCGCUGGGGCUGCUGGCUCGCUCGGGGCUGUGGUCUUGCCCGCCGCGCACGCCGCCCUCGGUCUUCUACGUGCUGGUGUGCGGCCUGACGGUCACAGACUUGCUGGGCAAAUGCCUCGUGAGCCCCUUCGUGCUGGCCGCCUACGCGCAGAACCGGAGCCUGUGGGGACUGGCGCCCGCGUCGGACAGCUCGCUGUGCCAAACCUUCGCCUUUUUCAUGUCUUUCUUUGGGCUCGCCUCCACGCUGCAGCUCCUGGCCAUGGCCCUGGAGUGCUGGCUCUCCCUGGGGCACCCCUUCUUCUACCGACGGCACAUCACCCUGCGCCGCGGCGCGCUGGUGGCGCCCGUCGUGGGCGCCUUCUGCCUGGCUUUCUGCGCGCUGCCCUUCGCGGGCAUCGGGAAGUUCGUGCAGUACUGUCCCGGCACCUGGUGCUUCAUCCAGAUGGUGCACGAGGAGCGCUCGCCGUCGGUGCUGCGCUACUCAGUGCUCUACGCCAGCCUUAUGGCCCUGCUGGUCCUCGCCAUCGUGCUGUGCAACCUGAGCGCCAUGCGCAACCUCUACGAGAUGCACCGGCGGCUGCGGCGGCGCCCGCGCUCCGGCACCAGGGACCGCGCGGAGCCGGGCGCGGGCGAGAAGGAGGCGGCUGUGAAGCCCCUGGAGGAACUGGACCACCUGCUGUUGCUGGCCCUCAUGACGGUGCUCUUCACUCUGUGCUCCCUGCCUUUAAUAUAUCGUGCUUACUAUGGAGCAUUUAAAGCGGUCAAUGAGGAAAACGGCACCUUUGAAGAAAUGGAAGACCUCCGAGCCUUGCGUUUUCUAUCUGUAAUCUCCAUUGUGGACCCUUGGAUUUUCAUAAUUUUCAGAACACCGGUAUUUCGGAUGUCUUUUCACAAGAUUUUCAUAAGGCCUCUUAUGUACAGAAAUUGGUAUAACAAUUCCUGCCAAACUAACAUGGAGUCCAGUCUGUGACAGUGUUUUACCAUCCAGUCUCUGGUAAGCUGAGGAAUAUGUCACAUCUUCUGUCAAAGAACCAUGAUUUAAAAAAAAAAAAAAAUUUACAAUUUAAAAGCUAUCUCCCAUAACAAAACAUCUAAAUGUGUUUUCAGAAAUAUUUGAUAACAUCUUUAACAAUCUGUGGUCACUCUAGUCAUGAACCAGUUCAGUCGAUUUUUCAUCUUGAGUUAUGAACAGCAACUACAAUUUCAUGUAGUGUAACCAACGUUAACAGUCUUCAAGCAAGGGUAUUAAUUGUUCCAACAUUUGGGCGUGGCGUCCCUAAUGUUUUAGAGAGAAUAAUGACACUCCUGGGUGUUUAUUUGGAUUCCGGUAGAAGCACCAUUGUUUACAAUUAUGUGAUGUGUGUUCUUAAAAUUUCUUAUCCUAUUCAUUUCUGGUGAAACCUGAUUUGUUUAUUUUGUAUCCUAAUUGCCUGAAUUAGAGAUGCUCCGCAGAGAAGUGAGGUGGGAAGUACAGCCAGGUCAGGGUUUGGACAGGCCUUUGCCAGCCACCCUCUGGAAUGGUGCUCACUGCUUCAUGUGGAGAGGUGGUCCGUAAAUAAGUAGACAUGAGGCAAGAUGUGGCUGUGGUCCCCAGCCUAGAGAAGAAAAACUCGUUUUUAUCUUUUGAAGUCUAGUAUUCAGGUAGGGAUGUCAGUAGGAAUCGAAAUUUGGGAGUGGGUUACAAAAUGUUUCAAUUUUUGGAAACUUCAUUUUAUAUGUUUAUCAUAUUGAUUGAUUCUUUGCAGGAGGGAUUUAUGUUUCUUUGAAAAAUGGUGACAUAUGACUUCCCAGAGAGUCGUGUUCACUGCGUUUGGCUGUGUGAAGCAGCAGGGCAUUUCGCACAGAGAAAAGCCCACCCAGGACUCCCCUAACCUCAGUUGAGGAUCAUGUCAACAACCUUAACAUCCACCUAUUAACAGCCAUAUUUUGCUCUUUGUGGGAACUGUAAGAUCAUAUUAAGGUCCCUGAGAGCUAUGCUUUCAAAACUGGAGCAGGAUGUGGCUCAGAUGGAGCACAAGUGAGCACUUUAAUCGUAUGUUUAAAUGUUUACAAAGGUUAGCAACACUAUGGCCAGAAGGGAAACGUGGGGGAAAUAUGGUUGCAGCUAAUAAGCCAAACAAAAACCUCUAAAUCCAGCUGGUAGGUAAGAACUUGCACUUUUGGUAAAAGAACACUUGGGGGCUGUCAGAGAGGUUUCAUCACCUCUGGGGUCCUUUUGUACCCCAACACACUCAGAGACUCCGAGCUGGAAACCUGGCUACAUUUGAAUAGUCCCAAGAUCCCCACUUAGCCAUCCCUUCCAAAGACAAGAGUGUUUGUCUGUCUUAUUUCCAGUUGAGCAGCAACCCCAUUUUUCAUCUCUGGUUUAUCUCAGAGAUGUAUUAACCUGGAUAUAUAUGUGUGUUUGUUUGUUUUUGGUAUAGCAGAACUGUGAAAUGACCAAAUUAGGAAUAUACAAGUUGUAAUUUGAGAGGAUGACUUCAUGAAAAAUGCAUUUGUUCUCAAGUUUAACUUUCAUUUGUAUAUUUAACGGGUAAAUACAUAUGUGUUUUAUUUUCAGAGGAGAUGCCUCUUUUUUUUAAAUUUUUUUUUAUGUUUAUUUAUUUCUGAGACAGAGAGAGACAGAGCAUGAGCAGGGGGAGGGGCAGAGAGAGAGGGAGACACAGAAUCAGAAGCAGGCUCCAGACUCUGAGCUGUCAGCACAGAGCCCGACGUGGGGCUCGAACUCACAGACCGCGAAAUCAUGACCUGAGCUGAAGUCAGUCGCUCAACUGACUGAGCCACCCAGGCGCCCCAGGAGAUGCCUCUUUUAUUGUGCUCUCCUUUUGGAAGGUGUGCUAUAAUAACUGUCAAGAUAAUUUGAUAAGGUCUUACAUGAAUCAAUAAACAUAAUUUUAUAAUAUUUUGCAGAGGAAGUUUCUUUAAAUGAAAGGAAGAGGUUUAGUUUUUUUUUUUUAAUAAACAGUUGCCAGUUGUAUUUCUUUCUCCAGUGGUUUAGUAGUGUGAAUUUUUAUAUGCUCUUCUAUUAGCAUUUAUAUUAGUCUACACAAGUUUGCAUAGUUUUAUCCAAGGACUUAGUGAUCCUUUCUGUUUAAUACAAAGUGUAGAUAUACCAUCAUGAUGAAAUCCAAGUUAAGUUAGAAGUCCAUUCUUCAAUUAUCUUUUAUUUCUUUUCGUUUAUUCAUUAUGUCAUUAAAUAAGUCUUAAUUGGCACAUACAUUGUGCCAGGCAAUUGGUUAGGUGCUGAGGAAAAGAAUACCUAAGACUCAGUCCUGGCCCAUGAGUUUUUCAUUGUGUAAUAGGGGAGACAGUCAUGUAAACAGUUACAAUAGCAUUUAGAAGUCCCAGGAGUAAAUGCACACACGGUCCAGUUAGAAAAUGAAGUCUGAACUUGGGGUUGGGUGUGAGAUCAUCAGGAGAACUUCUGCAGGACAAGAUGCUUAAAUCAAGUGUUGAAAAUGAGUAGGAAGUUUGGCUCUGACUGAAUGCCGGACGAAGACCCCAAGAGAUAGUUCACAGAAGAGGAACUGCAUGUGGUUCAUAAAUGUAGAAAAAUUUCCAACCUCAUCCAAGAAAUGCAAAAUUAAAAUGAAAUUGUCAAGGACUAAACCAAAAAAAAAAACAAAAAACCUGAGUCUCAAUAACAGAGAAGCUUUUAUUAAAUAAGAGGAACGUGGCUGGUGAGUUUGUAAAUUUGACUACCUUUUCUGGAUAGCAACCUGACAGCACAUAUCAAGAACCUAAAAGUGUUCUUUUCUACCAUUCUAGUAAUUCCACUCUAGAAUUGCCUAGAAUAAACAGAAGGGCUGUCAUGGCGAUGUGCUAAACUCUUCUUUGUAACAUUAUUUAUAAUCAGGAAAAAAUGAAAAGGAAACCAUCUAAAGACCAAAACAAGGGUUAAACAAACUUUUCAGAUAUACUAGAGAGUUCACCUUUGAACGACACAGGUUUGAACUACGUGGGUUCACUUAUUUGUGGGUUUUUUUUCUCAACAAAUAUAUUGGAAACAAUUUUUGGAUGUUUGCAAUAACUUGAAAAAAACCUCACAGUUAAACUGUGUAGACUAGAAAUACAAAAAAAAAAAUUAAGAAAAAGUUAUUAUUGUAAGAAUACAGUAUGUAACACAUAUAACAUACAAAGUAUGUGUUAAUUGACUGUUUACAUUAUCUGUAAGGCUUCCAGUCAACAGUAGGCUAUUGGUAGUUAAGUCCUGGGGGAGUCAAAAGUUACACACAAGUUUUUGACUAUAGCUCCAGCUCCUUGUGUUCAAGGAUCAAUUGUAUACACACACACAAACAUGAGAAUUACGCCAUCAUAAAAAAAAGAUGUUUUCAAAUAAUUUAUAGAAGUUCAGAAGGAAUCUUACAAUGUAAUAUAAGAUGAAAAAAGCAUGAUACAGAUUUUUAGGUAUGACCCAUAAAUAUACAUGCAUAGAAAAUAGUUUGAAAAAAUAAAGAAUCAGAAGUGUGAACACAGUUAACCUUUUAAUAUGGACUUUUCCCCAUAAUUCUUUGCAUUUUCCAAGUUUUAAAAUAAGGCCACGUUUCUUUUACAUAAAAUUAUUUUUUUACAAAAAUAACUAGAAAUUGACCAAGCAAACAUGGGGAAUAGGCAUGAAGGAAAAGCUUCCUAUUUUUUUUUAAUAUUUAUUUUUGAGAGAGAGAGACACACUCUCCUGAGUGCAAGUGGGGGGAGGGGCAGAUGGAGGGGGAGACAGGAAAUCCCAAGUGGGCUCUGUGCUAACAUCACAGUUUCACAGUUUUGUGAACUCGUGAAACACCAGAUCAUGACUUAAGCUGAAAUCAAGUCAGACAUUUAACCAACUGAGCCACCCAGGUGCCUUGGAAGAGCUUUCUAGUCUAAAGGAAUAGUAUGUGCAAAGCCACACAGUAAAGGAGUGUGGCAUGUCCAGGCUUAGUUUGUAGCUCCAUUUGGCAGAAGCUUGGGAAUUGUGAGCAAAGGUGGCAAAAAAGCUGAAAAGAGAGGCAGGUUUUAAAUCAUAUAGAGUGUUGGGUGCAGUGGUGGAGGGUUGGAGACCUUGAAGCCAGUGUGCAAACAGAGUAGAAUAUGAGGAAGAUCAUGCUGGUGCCAUGCACUGUGGACGGGACAGAUGGGGCACCAGAUGGUGUGAGAGAGGGAGUGCUGGGGCCCCAGGCGGUUGUACAGUCUGUGCACUCCACCAGAGCACUGGCUAAGUGGAUGGGUCUGAAAUACAGCCCUGGGCCUGCUCACCUGGCUGUGGGCUGCAUCAGCUCAGAGGAACAGGCUUUUUAUGAUCUUUCUACUAGGACGGGGACAAAGACGGUGUAUGUGCAGGCCUGGGAGUGUCCUGUUGCCAAGGAGGGAAAGAGGUGAGGAGGAGCUGAACUCAAGCACUGAACUCAAGAUGAAUCACACAGCUCUUUCAUAGGUAGAGCUGACAGGAAGGAUUCCAACUUAUUCAGUCAUGCCUUUUGUUUUGCUUUCAGUGGUGUAUCGGGCCAUUUUCUGCUUCUUAGUUUCAGGAUACUCAAGGGCAAGUUAGGAAAGGGGACAAUUCUGAAAAAAUUCCCCCCACCCCUUCUUAUUACAUCCCCAGUUUAUCUGGACAGAGGAUUGCAGCUACUGAUUCCCACAAAGUUUCUGAGCUACCUGUGGAUUUUAAUUAGAUACUACCCAGCCAAGUUAAUAAAAGGCCACCUAUUAGGACUGUUAAUUUAGUUCCAAUAAUCAGUCAGAGGCUGACUGGGCCAGGUGUUCUUGAAACUUUAGGGCAGAGAGGAGGAAUCCCACAAAUAAUAAGCACUUGGAUGACUUCAGACACUCCCUAGCCACACAGCCAGCUUGCUCAUUUAACUGAAGGUCUCCGUGCUCCAGGCCACUGCUUGUCAAAGCAUGGCCCUGGAGCAGAGCAUCAGUACCACCCCGUACUUGUCCAGUCCCACCUCACACUUACUGAAUCAGAGUCUCUUGGGGUAGGCCCCAACAAACUAUGCUUUAACAUGCUCUUUGGGUGAUUCUCAUGGGUGGUCAAGUUUGAGAACCACUGCUCCAGGCAACAAGGUAAGGGGGGGUGGGGGGGGGAGACAAAAUAUGCCGAAGACUCCAUGAUGUUUCUCCUACCUCUGAUUCUCAGAUCUUUUCAGUUGUGGGUCAUCCCUCACACUUGACUCCAUUUUAUCUGUAAUGUUCUUAAGGCUGUUAGAACAUUUACAUGCAGGCAGCCAUCACAUACCCUUUCCAAUGCUCACUACUGAUGGCGGUGAUGAGCCUUUGGCCCCAAAGAGAUAGAGGUACUCCCUCAGAUAUGCUGCUUCUUAGCCUCCUGCAGAUGCACCUUGGGGCUAAGGCUGUGAGUUGUUCUGUUGUGAAAGAAAACCAACUAAAGGGCAUUCAUUCACAGAAAUGUUAUCAGAGAUUAUAUGUAAAGGUGGGCUUUCAUUUGGGAUUUAAAGAUAUUUUUUAGCUCUCCAUAGAAUAGAAAUCUCCAGUAAAAUACGUAUAACUAUUUUUAAAGUUUUGUAAUUUAUACUUUUUGAAUAUUUUAAAAAAUACAUCAUACUCUAUCUUCUCUCCUAGGUUUUAAAAGAUGUGAGGACUAGAUAUUUUCCUAUUUUUCUCUUUUUUCCCCUAAUAACUAACAUGUACUAUAGAAGGGCUAUAAAUAUGUGUUGAAUAAAAGGUGCUCUCUCCCAUGAUUUCCCAAAAACAUAAGUAAUAUUCAAUAAGAGGCUGCUGUAACUUGAUCAAAGAGUCCUCUAUAUCUGAGAGGAAUGUUCUCAUUCCAGCAUACAAGAAUUUUUCUCUUAGGCCAUGCAAAGAUGAAAAUAAUAAAUGCAGGAAAAAAUAUUUUUGCUCCAUAUUUUCCUACUGUCUCAGAUUGUGGAAAUUAAUGUGUUUCAGUUUUAUCCAGGGAACAGCAAGCUGUAAUUAAUAAAAUUAACAACAUAUGGGGCACCUGGGUGGCUCAGUUGGAUGGGCGUGUGACUUCAGCUCAGGUCAUGAUCUCACAGUUCAUGAGUUCAAGCCCCACGUUGGGCUCUGUGCUGACAGCUCAGAGCCUGAACCUACUUCGGAUCCUGUGUCUCCUUCUCUCUCCGUGCCCCUCCACAGCUUGUGCUCGCUCUCUCUCUCUCUCUCUCUCUCAAAAAUCAAUAAACGUUACAAAAAUUUCUUUAAAUUAAAUUAAAUUAAAUUAAAUUAAAUUAACAAUGUAAAAAGUUUAUUAGGCAAUGUUAAAAUUGUAAAAACAAUUUUGCCUCACUGGAGUAGAGUGUUUCCUGCCCAUCUCUUAAUUCCUCUCAUGAGUGAGGCUGGAUUUGCCAAUGUGGCUAUUUCCAGUACUGCCUGCGGGUGGAGCAAAGCUGAGCUCACAGAUAAAGUGUGGUAAAGUAAUUAGGGUUUGCUGUCCCUGCCUUUGCACAACUCUCUAAUUUGUUGAAACAAAUCACAGGUCUCACCCGAUAUCAGCUAGGUGAAGAUUGAAUCUUUCAGACAACUUUUAAAUCUGUAUGUACUUGGAGUCAGUCCAGUCUUAAAAAUUUUUGCAAUGAAUGGAUUCAGAAUCCAUCAUGCUCUGGUUACAGAGCAUGGUCAAAUAUAGGGAGAGUAGGAAAUAAAGUUGAUUUUUUUUUUCUUUUUGCUACUGAAUUGCUAAAACCAAUGAGAAUAAAGCAUAGUCAAGUCCAAUCUGAUAAGAAUGUAUAUUUUAAGUCACCUUAGAGGGCCUUCUACUGAUUCUUAAUUCAUAAGAAGUUCUUAGAAUCCAAUUGAAAACAUAGGACAAAUUAGAAGUUAAAAAUAAUACAACGUAGUGCAAAUGUUACUAAGUGCUGCGGUUUAUGGCAUAGAUUUGAACUCAUCAAGUCCCAAAUCAAAGACAAUUGAUGUUUAAGAUUAGUCUAGUGGCACAUUGUAUUGACACUAGGUAAACAAUGACAUUGGUAGCUUGCCAACAUCAAUUUCUUAUCAGUACAAAAUAGGAUAUGAAAACGGUAAGUGCCAUGCAACAUUACAUAAUUCAUGGUGAAUUGGGAAGGACUUCUUUAAUUUCUUCCAAUUGAAAGCCCACCCAAUUUAUCCAAUGGAUAUGAAAAUUUGAUUAGAAGGGGCACAUGCACCCCAAUGUUUAUAGCAGCACUAUCGACAAUAGCCAAAGUAUGGAAAGAACCCAAAUGUCCACUGUCUGGUGAAUGGAUAAAGAAGAUGUGGAAUAUAUACAAUGGAAUAUUAUUCAGCAAUGAAAAAGAAUGAAAUCUUGCCAUUUGCAACAACAUGGGUGGAACUGGAGGGUAUUAUGCUAAGUGAAAAAGAUAUCAUCAGAUAAAGAUUAUCAUAAGUCAGAGAAAGAUAUCGUAAGACUUAACUCAUGUGGAAUUUAAGAAACAAAACAGAUGAACAUAGGGGAAGGGAAGCAAAAAUAAGAUGCAAACAGAGAGGGAAACAAACCAUAAAAGAUUCUUAAAUGCAGAGAACAAACUGAGGGUUGCUGGAGGUGUUGGUGGGGGGGAUGGGCUAAAUGGGUGAUGAGCAUUAAGGAGAGCACUUACUGGGAUGAGUACUGGGUGUUCUGUGUAAGUGAUGAGUCACUAAAUUCUAUUCCUGAAAUAAUUAUUAUACUAUAUGUUAACUAACUUGGAUUUAAAUUUUUAAAAAACUGGGAAAAAAUAAAAAUAAAGCCCAUCCAGGGAAUUCUAAAUUAAAAAGACAAAGUGCAAUCAAUGAUUUACGAAUCCAAAAUAAAAUGACCCCAAAAAGCUAAAAUGGGACCAAAAAUAUAUCUUUAAAAUGUGAAUGAAAGUAAUAUCAGGCAAAAUAGAAUUUAAGUCAAUAAAAGUUUUAAAGGGUUAAGUGGAUAAAAAGUCUACUUGGGGCUGUAAAUUACAAUCAGUAGUGAAUACCUUACAGCCUGGACUUAUUCUGAUAAAAUAAUAUGACAAUGAAAAUACAAAGAAAAAGCACUGGAAACAUGAGAAAUGAAAAAAAAUCACUAAUUUUUUGGAGUAAUUUUUUGGCAUGGAUGAUUUUCAUGCUUCCCCCCCCCCCCAUCAAAGGUAGAUCAAAUAGACAAGAAGACAUUUGUUUAAAUAUAUCUAUAUUUCUGGUGCCACAUAACUCAAAACUCGGAUUUAUAUUCAUUAGGAAGAGUGUAUUUAGGUUGGUCUGUUUUUAAGCAUCGGCUCUGAUACAGACUUAAAAUUCACUUUUGGGGUCUUAAGAAAGAUAAAAAUUGGUUCUCCAGAGCCGCUAAAACAGGUUCAACAAGAAGCUUGUGUGACUGUGGAAGAGACAUGCCUUAUGUAAAGCAGUGUUGUGGGCAGAGAAAACGAACAGUGUUUCAAACAUGAGGGCUAAACUCAGUCCUAGGGAAUAGAAUCUCCAGGGGCGCCAGGGUGACUCAGUCAGUUAAGUGUCCGACUUCGGCUCAGGUCCGUGAUCUCACAGUCUGUGAGUCGGAGCCCUGUGUUGGGCUCUGUGCUACAGCUCAGAGCCUGGAACCUGCUCCAGACUCUGUGUCUCCGCCCCUCCCCCACUAGUGCUCGCUCGCGCUCUCUCUCCCUCAAAAAUAAAAUAAACAUUAAAAAAAGUUUUUUUUUUUAAAGAAUCUCUGAUGGUUAGAUGUUAGUUUGUAAUUUAGCUGCUUUGUGAUCUGUAUACUGGGCAAAAUUCUGUAUACUGUGAUCCAGGAUGAGUAUCAGUCAGGAUUUUUUUUGUUGAAUAAUGGUUGGCGAUUCUCCAAAGCAACAGGGGACAAGCCAACUGGUGAUUUAUAUCAUUGGAAUGGCAGCUUCUGAUAGAGCUGCCAGUGAUCCCAGUCUUGGUGUAUAUGCUUUUGUGUAAUCUCUUCCCCUCAAGUAUGAGCUGGACCUAAAAACUUGCUUCUAAUGAAUAGAAUACAGCGAAAAACAUCUGGGAUGUUACACUCUGGAUUAGGUGACAAAAAAGACUGGCUUCUGCCUUGCUUGCUUGCUCUAAUAGAAGCCAGCUGCCAUGCUUUGAGAGGCUCACAAGGCAAAAAACUGAGGGAGGUCACCCAGCCAACAGCCAGCAAGUUGCUGACGCCCUCAGCCCACAAGGAAGUGAAUCCUGCAAUCACGUGAGCAUUGCUGGAAGUGGAGCCUUUGGAGUCCAGCCUUGAGGUAGUUACAGCCACAGAAACACCUUGACUACAGCCUUGUGAGAGACCCAGAGGACCCAGCCAUGCCGUACCCGGAUUCCUGACCCACGGAAACUGUGAGAAAAAGUGUUUUGUUUUGUUUUUUUUUAAGCUCUAAAUUUGGGAGUAAUUUUUUUCAGCAUAGAUAACUCAUACAAUCGUUACUGUUCAAUUAAUGGAUAUCUAAUUACAUAAAAAUCCAUAGCAUAUUUUACAGAUAAAUGUGGUACAUGGAAUAGUUACAAGCCUUGAUAUAUUAGGUAUAAGGAAAAUCUCAACAAAUGUAAGAAAGGAGAAAUUAAUGAGCUCUUCUCUGGUACGUUUUAAGUUGCAACAACAAAAAAAAAACCUCUUUACUUGGAAAUGUUUCUUCUUUUGCAUAUGAUACAUGCUAAAUGGUGCAUAAACAUGCACAUACAAUUUAAAUAAUAAUUAUAAAAUGAAUACCCAUGGAGACACCAUGCAGGUCAAGAAAUAGAACACUGCUGGUACCAGAAGCCCCCUGUGUGCCUUUCCCUGAUCACAGCUCCAAAAGUAAACACUAUUCUGCCUUUGGAGAUGACCAUGUUUUGGCUUUUCUUUAUUUUAGCACCUAUGUGUGUAUCAUAAUACAUGUACCCUUUUGCAUCUUUCUCUCUAGCUUAACAAUAUGUCUCAGGUGCAGAGGUGAGGACGGGGAUUCAGGUGUAUGUGAUUUGUGGAGCUCGUGCGCUCAGGAGAAAGGUAGUGAAGGAAGCAGGACAGGGAGAGGAGCUGAGCAAGGACGAGGUGUCAGCUUCAGCCUGAUCCCCAAGGGAGCUCUGGAGGAUGGAAAGGGCCAGAGUGUUGGUCCUGCUGGGAUACUUGGGACAGCAUGUCAUAAAAUGUCUUCGGCCAGGGUGUACUGGGAAUACCCUUUUGGCCAAGGACGAUUGUGCAGAGCAGGGGCCAACUGCAAGCUAUUAGCAACCAAUACAGGAGCUGAGGGAUAGAGCUCUGGCCUGGGACGGGAUCUGGACAGCACCCACUAUAUAUUCUAUUUGAGAUUCAGCUUUCCUGUAUGUGUAGCUGCAAUUCAUACAAUUUUGUGGCCAAAUAGUAUUCUAUCGUAUGACUGUAUCAUAUGUUGUCAGUGAACUUUUGGGUUUCUGGAUUUACCUAUUACAAAUAGUGCCGCUUUGACUAUUCCUAUCAUGUAUUGUGUUGGAUACAUUGUGUUGGCACAUACCUAGGAGUGGGACGGCAGGGUUACAGGGUAUGUGCAUCUUUGAUUUUGCUAUAUUGUAAAAUUGUUUUCCAACUCACGCCACCAGCAGCAUUGUUUGGUAGCUUCCAUUGCUAUACUUGUACUUUUGGACUUGAUAGGUUUUAGCCAGUCUGGUGAGUUUGUAAAUGGUAUCUCAUUGAGGUUUCAACAUGUUUUCCUUCUUGAUAAUAAUGAUGGACACAUUUUCAUACAUUUAUUGGUUCUUUGGAAGUUCUCUUCUUCUAAAGCUUUUAAUCAAGUUUUUUGCCUAGAUUUUUUUAUAAAAUGUCUGUCUUAUUGAUUUGAAGAUGUCUGACCACUUUGUCAGUUCUGUGUGUUGCAAAAAUCUUCCCUUCUAUAAUCCCUCUUUCAGUCUCUUUAUGCUGACUUAAAAAAAAUUUUUUUAAUGUUUAUAUAUUUUUUAGAGAGACAGACAAUGAAAGCAGGGGAGGGGCAGAGAGAGACACACAUGAUCCAAAGCAGGCUCCAGGCUCUGAGCUGUCAGCACAGAGCCUGAUGUGGGGCUUGAACCCACAAACCCUGAGAUCGUGACCUGAGCUGAAGUCGGAAGCUUAACAGACUGAGCCACCCAGGCACCUCUUAGUGAAUAGAAGUUUUCAUUUUAUUUGAAUGUAGUAUACUAAGCUUUUAUUUCAUGGUUAAGGUUUUAAUGUCUUAUUUGAGAAUUUUUUUUCCUAACCUGGAAUUGUUUUUCUAUGUUAUAUAUCUUUCUAUGGAAAGAUUUUUCUAUGUUAUUUUACAUAAGCUUUAUAGUUUUGUCCUUUACUCUUGGAUUUUAAUCAAUCUGUAAUUUAUUUUGUGCAUGGUAUGAUGCAGAUAACUAAUUUUAUAUUUUUACCAUGUAAAUAACCCAGUUGUCUCCAAAUGAACUUUUUACUGAAAAGUGCUCUCUCCUCAUUGAUACUAAAUGUCAUCACUGUCACAUAGCAUAUUUCCAGAUUCGUAUGCCCACUUGUAGUCUCUGUACUAUUACAUUGGCCUGUUGUCUUAGUUACUUAGUAGUUUUAUCAUACCUGGUACAUUCAGUCCUCCCACCUAGUUUUUGGUGGGGUUUUUUGUUUGCUUUUUUUUUUUUUUUUUUUUUUUUUGAGAGCACAAGCGGGAGAAGGGCAGAGAGGGAGACACAGAAUCGGAAGCAAGUUCCAGGCUUUGAGCUGUUAGCACAGAGCCCGAUGGAGGGCUUAAACUCACCAACCGUGAGAUCAUGAUCUGAACCGAAGUCAGAUGCUCAACCAACUGAGCCACCCAGGCGCCCCCACCUGGUUCUUUUUGAAGUGGGCCCUGUUAACCUUACUGCUUUGUGUUUCCAUAAAUUUUUUUUUUAAGUUUAUUUAUUUAUUUUGAGAGAGACAGUGAGCAAGACAGGAGGGGCAGAGAGAGAGAGGGAGAGAGAGAAUCUGUGCUAUCAACAUGGAGCCUGGAGGGGCUUGAACUCACAAACUGCAAGAUCAUGACCUGAGCUGAAACCGAGUCAGAUGCUUAACCAGCUGAGCCACCCAGGUGCCCCUCCAUAUAAAUUUUUAAAUAAGCUUGCCAAGUUCCACCAAAAACAAAUAAACAAAAAAACUGUUUGUUUUUUUUUAAUCAAGAUUGUACUGGCUGGAUCUAUUGACUAAAUUGGUUUAUCUCCCAAUUUACUUAGGUUUCCUCCUUAAUUCCUUAUCAAGGUUUUAACCUUUAUUAAAGUACAAUACACAUAAGAGAAGUGUGCAGACUAUGAGUAGAUGAGGGAAUGAAUUUUCACAAAGUAAACACACCUAAGUAACCAGCUCUCAGACCCAGAAACAGAAUACCAUCAGAAUCUCAGAUCCUUGCUGUAUGGAAGUGUUGAAUCACUAAAUUGUACAGCUGAAACUUAUAUUACCCUGUAUGUUAACUGACUGGAAUUUAAAAAAAAAAAGAAAAGAAAGAAAUGCAAAUUUGGGGGCCAGAUCCCAGAACUACUGAAUCAGAACUUGUGGUGGUAGAUUCUGAGAACCUGUGUCUUAACAACCUCUCCAGGGAUUUUUUUUUUUUCAAUUAGAGUAUAGUUGAAGCACAAUGUUAUAUUAGUUUCAGGUGUAUAGCAGUGAUUUCUCUUCUUUAUACCUUAUGCUGUGUUCACCACCAGUGUGGCUACCCUCUGUCGCCAUACAACACUCUGACAAUACCAUUCGUGGACCAUAUUUCCUGUUCUGUGUCUUUUAUUCCUGUGACAGGAAUGCACGCCAGAGUUUGAGAAACUUGGCUUUUACUCUUCCCUUGGGAAGGCAGAUGUCCAUGAAGGAUAGUCCGUGCUGAAUCUGGAGUGGCAUUUGUAGGGAAGCAAUGACGCUUUCAGAGAGUAUGUGCUGUAAUUUGGUUCUAUUUACAAAGGAGGCCAGCGCCAAGCACGCUUUCAUUAAUGAUUAUGUAUGGGGGAGAGUAGCAUCAAUCACGCAGUGCUGGCAAAGGGGGGGGAGGGGGGCUGGUGAGUCUUGAUUUCCUACAGGGCCCUGCAUCUUCAGAACAGUUGCUGUAACAUUUUAUACUAUGGGCAGAGAGUAAUCCACUUCCUCUUAUUCAAGUGACAAGCAUUUUUGGAUUCUUUGAUUUCAGUAGAUCCAUAAAGAUGGAAAGAAAACCUAUUUAGGAUACACAAGAGAGUAUAGUCAAAUGAUAAUGCUAAUUCUUUGGAUUCUGGGGUAUGUUAAAGGCUGAAAUGAUGGGCCCAAAAUAUAAGUGUUUCCAAAAAUCUCUUCAAAUACGGGAUGGCCAAACUGUGUAUAUCAUUGUAUUAUUUAUGGCCCCAAGUUGCAGAAAUAAGUAAUAAAAUUAACUUAGCAUUUGCUGAUCAAAAAAAUAGAAAAGAAAAAGAAUCUCAGGCCCUCAAAAAUCCUUUUUUUAGCUACUAACUAGACCCGUAUUGAGUAACCACUUUCUUGACUUCUAAUAUCCUAUAUUGUAUUAACUUUCUCUACUUUUGAACUUCAUAUAAAUAGAAUCAGUGUAUACUUGGCAUUUUUCACUCACCAUUAUGCUUAUGAAAUCCAUCCACAUUGUUCAGAUAGUUUUGUUUGUCCUCAUCGUUACAGUGUGUAGUGCUCCAAGUAUGAAUUUACUACAAUAGAUUAAUUCAUUCUGUUGUAGAUGGACAUUUGAGUUGUUUCUAAUUGGGCUAUUACAGAUGAUGAUAAACAUUCUGGUACACACAUCUUUGGGGAACGUAUGCACGCAUUUCUGUUAAGGAAAUAACUGUGAACAUAAUUGCCAGGUCAUAAGGUUUUAUCCUUAGUAAAUACUGCCAAGCAGUCUUCCAAAAUGGAGUGUAUCUAUUUAUACUUCUACAACAGUAUUUGAACAUUCUGGUCAAGUCACACGUUCAUCAGCACUUCAUAUUGUCUAUUUCAAUUUAGCCGUUCUGGGAUUACAUAACAGUAUCAUAUUGUGGUUUUAAUUUGCAUAUUCCUGAUAUGCACCUUUUCAUAUGUUUGUUGGCCUUUGGCUAUCCCUUUGUAAAGGAUCUGUUCAAAUCUUUUCCCAUUUGUAAAAGGUUACCUGCCUUUUGCUUAUUGAUUUUUUUUUAAUUUUUUUUUAACGUUUAUUUAUUUUUGAGACAGAGAGAGACAGAGCAUGAAUGGGGGAGGGUCAGAGAGAGAGGGAGACACAGAAUCCGAAACAGGCUCCAGGCUCUGAGCGGUCAGUACAGAGCCCGACGCGGGGCUCGAACUCACAGACUGAGAGAUCAUGACCUGAGCUGAAGUCGGACGCCUAACCAACUGAGCCACCCAGGCGCCCCUGCUUAUUGAUUUUUGAGAAUUUCAUCAUCUGAAUCUUUUAAGUUCUUGAGUUUUGUGCUUUGGCUUGAGUGGGGCAAAAUUUUGUAUAGUGUGGAAAUUCUAGUAAAUCCAAAUCUAUCUGGUUCCUAGAAUUCAAAAUGAGAAGCUAGAUAAUGAAGGAUACCUGAAGCCAUUGUAGGUGUGUUUCUGGUUCCUCAUUUCCCGGCGAGUUUGAUGUUAUGCUAAGUGCUCUUCUUUCUGAGAUUCUCUGACACCUAAUAUGGCAGUGCCUUCCUCCAGAGAGGAACUGCAUUUGCGAGGCACCCGGGGUCAGUCCAGGAUUACUUUAAACCAAUUCAGGGCAUAAGGCUUUUUUAGACCAUUUGGAUGAGGUGAAUUGGGGUUACAAACACAAUCACUACCAGCAUGUGGUUAUAAGUUCCCUAGGAUAGGAUUUUCUUUUCUUUACUCCCUCUGCACUGUUCAGCAUCAAAGGAUUUUAUUUUUCUUACAGUCUCCUGGGGGUGGGGAUUAGACAGGGAAAACCUAGGUUUACUUCUGGUUCAUUCCUAACCUGAGGAAAUAGCCCUUUGAGAUCCUAGCGUUAUGGGGGAAGGUUUCUUAUUACACUCUCCAUCUUUGCCAGAAUCUAAAUUUGAAUUUCUGAACUUGUGGGCCCUGAAAGCCCAUAAAAAAUAAAAACCAACUUUCUUUAGUUGGCAGAGGUCCUCAGAGGCAAAAACAACAUCAGUGUUCUGCUUUUCCCUCUAAAUCUCCAUUUUCAUUUAGAUUUUGGCCUGAUAGAGCAUGACUAUCUUAUCUUUUUCAUGCUUUCCAGACUUUUGAAAUCUUUGCACAUUUUUUAGUUAUUUUCAACUGGAGGGUUAGUCUGAAGAGUCUAGCCUAAUACAUUAUCCAAAAUAAGACAUCUUUUAAGUUUUCAGGCUAUCAAACAAUUAUGGAAACAGUGAAAAUCUCUUAAAUGAGAUAACUAAAAGAGGUUAGUAAAUAUUUAAAACAAAAUCAAUGUAAAAAAAAUAUAUAUAUAUAUGAGAUGUAGUCGAUUCUGUAUUUUAGAGGUAAAUCUGUAGCAAAAAAUACUUUUUUUAAAAAUGUUUAUUUAGUUAUUUUGAGAGGAGGGAGGGACAAAGAGCGAGAGAGAAUCCCAAGCAGGCUCUGCACUGUCGGUGCAGACACCCAAUGUGGGGCGAACCCAUGAACCAUGAGAUCAUGACCUGAGCUGAGAUCAAGACGCGCAUGCUUAACCAAUUGUGCCACCCAGGCACCCCAACAAAUACUUUUAAUAUUUAAAAAAAAAAAAAGAAAGGGAUUACAUUAUUUGAAAUUUUAUAAAAAGAACAUAGACCCUAAGCAAAAUGAGGUUAAAAAUGAUAAAGAUAAAUAAAGGAUGAAAAAAUGUAUGUAAGUAAACUAAAAAAACUGAUUCUUUGGCAGUGGGGAGAGGGAUAAGAAAGACUUAACUAAUUAACUGGGGAAACAGCACAACACAAAAUUAAAGAUAAAGGAGAUAUGACCCUGACACAAAUUUGCAAUUGUAGGCAGCUACCUGCAGCCAUCACUUUCCAAGUCUCACUGUCAGAGCCCCCGGCUGGGGCAGGGGGAGGUUGAGAGGGAGAAGGCACUUGAGAAGAGCAGCUGGAGAUGAAAUCAGGAGGGUCCAGACCUCUCUCCAUCUGAGGCAAACAGAGCAGGCCCAUUUAUACUGAUACCUAGACUUGACAGAAACACUACACAGAAGAGAUAAGUAUUACAGAUUGCAUCCGGAGUCUCUAAGACCACCCUCAGUUUUGAGGAUUCACUACAAGGACUCACAAGACUCAACAUAUAGUUGAGGUCUUGGCUAUGAUUUGUUACAGCAAAAGGACACAAAGCAACAUCAGCAAUGGGAGAAAGCAUGUGGAGUGAAGUCCAGAGAUAAUCAGGUACCCCCUUCCUAGAGUCCUCUGUAAUGGAGCCACAUUAAAGUACUUAAUUCCUCCAGCAAAGAAUUGUGACAAUACCUGUGAAAUGUUGUCCUCCAGACAUGCUCAUUAGGGACUCCGUGUCCAGGCAUUUUACUGGGGGUUGGUCACGUAGGCAGCCUCUGCCUGGAACAUACCAAAAUGUCAGACCCCCUAGAAGAAAAGCAUUCUGUUUGUACGGCCUAUGCACGGUAAGUGACUCUUAUCACUUAGGGAAUGGUGGGAACCCUCCCCAAGUCCAAGUUCCCAGAUCCAACCACACAUCAACUUUGCAAGCUGGCCUUUCCAAGAAAGCUGUCUCAGACCUGCUAUAUUAAGUCUUCUCUACACAAAACUUUAUAAGAAAAACAUCAUUCUUACUUGAUAUUAUUGUAUUUCUAGAAAAUAUGAAAGAAUCAUCUGGUAAACCAAUAAAUGAAUAAGGGUUUAUAAAUAUAGCUUAAUAAAAAUAAGUAAAAAUCAAUAACAUUUUAAUAAUACCAGCAGCAACCUGUAUAAAAACAGACAAACCCCCAAAAAAGGUCCUGUUUGCAAUGGCAACUAAAACACACAUAAUGCCUGGGAAUAACUUUAACAAGGUAUGUGGUGAUGCCUGAAGAAGAAAAUACAAAUUAUAUUAAAAAUAUAAAGUAAGACUUGGAAAAGUAACCAGAUAUUUAUUCCUGGUCAGGAAAACUGGAUAUGAAAAUAACUGUGUCUGAAUUAAUUUGUGGGUUUAAUGUAACCCCAAUCAAAAUCUCUACUGCUUUGAGUUCCUUCUUUAAAAAGAAAAUAUUUUUUGCCUACAUUGAUAAAACGAUCCUAAAGUUUACUUGGAAAAUAAAAAGGGAAGAAAACUCUGGGGAAAAAAAAAAAAGUUAUGGGAGGGUUAGUUGUGUUUUAAUCAUCUUACAAAGAUAUGGUAAUCAAAACAAUGUGAUAUUUGUACAAAGUAUAAGCUAGAUCAGCAAAACAGGUCCAAAUAUAGAUCUUACUAUAUGAAUGACAAAGAAUGCAUCAUAAGGCAAUGAGGAAGAGAAAGAUUAGUCAACAUAUGAUACAUAAAUAACUGUUUAACAAUUUGAAACUAGGCCCUAAUUUAUUUUUAAGAAAUCCAACAUGUCCUGUCUUUAAACACUAUCACUUUAUCUUUUUUUAAUUAUUUAUUUAAAUUUUAGCUAAUAUACAGUGCAAGAUCGGUUUCAGGAGAAUUCUUUUUGUCACUUUAAAUGGCCAUUAUGUACUACCUAAUUAAAGCCAAGAUAAGUGUGGCUUUGUAAAGGAUUUACGGUUUACAGUAUUCGAUGCUACUUCUGUAUAUCCAAAAAGGAACUAAAAUAAAAGUGCUGACAAGCCUGGGGAAAAUACCGUGAAAGGAUAAUAUCUUUGUUAUAAAAUGAAGAUCUAUCUUGACAUGAGGCAGAAGCUGUAGUAGAAAGUAACCUGUCCAAGGUCAGGUGGGCUUGGGUAAGCUAUUUAGCUUUUCUGAGACUCGAUUUCCUUCUUCCUUGCAGGGUGUGACACGGGUUAAAAAUAUAUGUAAAAUGGCUAGCACAGUAUUUGCAGUAUUAGGGUUGCUCAACAAAUGAUAGCUACAGUUAGUGGAGGCAGUGAUAGUGGUCAGAACAGUAAGAGCUCAUGGAGUGAGAACACAUGAAGUCGUCAAAAGACAAAUGCUUAAAGAAUGUGAACAGAGAAUUCUCAAAAGAGGAAAUAAAACUCUUAAGCUUGGAAAAAUGCUCAACCUCACCAAAAGUCAAAGCAAUGCAAAUCAAAACAAUGAGAUAACAUUUUUUGGUCUAAAUUAUGAAAACAUUUCAAUAACAGGAGUACCCAGGGCUGAGAGUGUUUCCUGGAACUGGUAUUUUCAUAUAUUGCUGAUAAUAUACAAAUUGGCCCAGUCCUCUUAGGAAGCGAUGUGGAAAUAUGUACCGUCAUUUCAAAAAAAGAUCAUAUUGUUUGAUUCCGUGAUUUCACUUCUGAGAGUCAGUCCUAGAACAGAAUCGCAAACAUGGAAAUGCUACGUGCAUAAAGAAGUUAUGUGUAGUUGUUAUGGAAUAAUGGAAACAACCUAGCUGUCCAGCAAUGGGAGGAAUGAUUGGGAUUUACUCAUAGGGGGUGGUGAUUACACUGGUGCUACAUAAAAAAUAGAGUAAGAGAGAAAAACAGGAUGCAACAUUUUCUGUGUAUGGCGUAGCAGACAAAAUUGGAAGUACAUAUUUCAAGUUGGAAAUCGGAUUUACAUUAAAGUGGCCUGUUUAUUGGGGCACCUGGGUGGCUCCGUUGGCUGAGCAUGUGACUCUUGAUUUCGGCUUCAGUCAUGAUCCCAGGGUCUGUCAGAUCAAACUCCGCAUCCCACAUCAGCCUCUGUGCUGACAGUGUGGAGCCUGCUUGGAAUUCUCUCUCUCUCUCUCUCUCUCUCUCUCUCUCUCUCUCUCUGUCCCUCUGCCCCUCUCCUUGGCACUCGUGCUCUCUCUCUCUCUCUCUCUCUCUCUCAAAUUUUUUUAAAAAGUGGUAUGAUUAUGGAAAAUUACGACUUUUAUAAUUUGAAAAUUAUAGUUAAUUGAAACUAGGUUUUCCUGCCUAUUUCCAAAUGGGUUCUUUCUCUUUUAAAUGACACCAGAAUUUAAUUUCAAAACCCUUGACAAACGCUGACUGACCUGUUUUUUUAUAUUGCUCCUCUAGAGGGGGCACAAGUACUUAAAAUACAUUAUAACCAUCCUUGCCUAGGUUACAAUAGUCCAGAAUUUUAGACCUCAAAGGACUUCAAAGAUAAUCUAGGUGUUUUCUGUAAUGUUAGGGCUAUACAGAAGGCACUCUCUAGCUAUGAAACAUUUAUUUUCUGUUAUUAGUGCUGCUUUUACAUGACAAAGGCUUUCUUGCAUAGUGUACAGAAUCUUGUUGAGUGGCAGUUCCCAAUGCAGAGGAAGAUGGUAAAGGGAGAAAAAUCAAGGAUGCAAACUAUUCUCAAAGCCCUAAUAUUACUGACAGAGAAUUAUAAUCUAAGAACUAUCGCCUGGAAUAUUUUUUAUUCCAAAAAGGUAAUUCUGUCAGCUCAUUUAAUGGUUUUGCUUUUUGUUUUUAUUUUUGGUAUCCUGGUAAGACUGGGCUCCACAGAGCACCAAGAAAAGGAGAGAAUUUGGGGCUUUGGUGGGUGGUUAAUUUGACUAGUGGCCUAUCUAGGCAGGUAAGGUCUGAUCAAGGGUCCUGGGACCUGAAAUGUCUCUCCUGCUAUGCCAGUUGCAAGGAGCUGGAUUUAGCUUUGGACACUCCUCAGGUUACAUCUGGCUCUGUAGCUCUGAGUUCAUUCUAUACUUUCUCAUCUGUUUGUUGGAUUUAAAUUUCAGAAAUCCUGGGGAAUCUGGGUGGCUCAGUGAGUUAAGUGUCUGACUCUUGGUUUGGGCUCAGGUCAUGACCUCACAGUUCAUGCAUUCAAGCCCCUUAUCAGGCUCCUCACGGACACUACGGACCCUGCUUGGGAUUCUCUCACUCUCCCCCUCUCUCUGCCCCUCCCCUUCUCAUGAAUUCUCUCUCUCUCUAAAAAUAAAUAAAUAAACUUUUAAAAAGUAAAUAAAUAAAUAAAUUGCAAAAAUCCUAAUUAAGAUGCAUAAUCUCUCGGGACACCUGGGUGGCUCAGUCUGUUGAGCGUCUGACUUCGUUCGGCUCAGGUCAUGAUCUCAAGGUUUGUGGGUUCGAGCCUCAUGUCGGGCUCUGUGCUGACAGCUCAGAUCCUGAAGCCUGCUUCAUAUUCUGUGUCUCCCUCUCUCUCUGCCCCUCCCCUGCUCACUCUCUGCCUCUC